CAGACUGAAAUGCAGCAGGCCUGUGGUGGAUGUCUAGAUGGGGGAGGUUGACGAAACGCAGGGGCGUGACGCCUCGCUCUGCAGCGGCGCUCACUCGCCUACGGGAGAAUGGGAGAGAGACACAGAAGGGGAGGGAGGAGGAACUUGAAGGAAAAAAAGUUAAAAUAAAAAUGGCUUCCUUGUCUUUGGAGUCCACAGAACAAACUGAAAACGGCCCAAAGGAGUCCACGCAAGAUGAAGCCAAAGUGAAAGAGGAGACGGAUCCGGACGAAGUUUCGGAACAACUGCUCCAAAGCUUCCAGAACUCGGCGCUCAGUUUUUCCACCGAUCAAGUCGCGUGUCUGUGCGAAGCGCUCCUGCAAGCGGGCAAUGUGGAUCGCCUGUGGAGAUUCCUCUCCACCAUCCCUCCUUCGGCCGAUCUGCUACGUGGCAACGAGACCCUGCUGAAGGCCCAGGCUCUGGUCGCUUUUCACCGGGAGGAAUUCAAAGAGUUGUACGCCAUCCUAGACAGCCACGACUUCCACCCGAGUAACCAUGGGUUCCUUCAAGACCUCUACUUGAAGGCGCGCUACAAGGAGGCUGAGAGGUCCCGGGGUCGCAGUCUAGGCGCCGUGGACAAAUAUCGACUGCGCAAAAAGUUUCCUUUGCCCAAAACCAUUUGGGACGGAGAGGAGACGGUGUACUGCUUCAAGGAGAAGUCGCGCAACGCUCUGAAGGAAUGUUACAAGAUCAACAGGUAUCCCACUCCGGUCGAGAAGAAGAAUUUAGCCAAAGUCACCGGACUUUCUUUGACCCAAGUAAGCAACUGGUUCAAGAAUCGCCGACAGAGGGACCGGACCCCGUCCGGCACCAACAGCAAAAGUGAAUCUGAUGGGAACCACAGCACAGAAGAUGAAGCCAGCAAAGGAGAUCUGGAGGAUAUUACUGACAAACCUGCUGCUCAAGAGACAGGCAGCUCCAAUGCUUCUCUUAUAUCCCUCACUGGUGCUCCUUGCAGUACUGGUCAGCUUAUUCUCAACAGCACCGGGGGAUUCCUUACAAGCUCUCAUCCACUGCUGCUCAAUGGGAGCCCUAUACUCUCAGGGGCGGGAACCGGGGUCAUUAUUAAUGGGUUGACACUGAGCGAUGGCCACACAGUAACUCUCAGUCCUGUUACAGCUAAUGCACCAUUGCUACUUAAUGGGGCUCAAGUGAUCUCCAAAGAUGAACGAGGCAUCAAUGAUAUGGAGGCCCAAGGCAGCCUGCCCACUGUGGUUCUGAAUCCACAAGCCAGUCUAACUAGCACAAUACCUCUCUCUCUUAGCGAGGAUGCAAAAACAGCCAGCAGCAAUGUCUCUCCACUGGAUUUCAUCAGUCUUCCAGAAGCAUUGAAGAAUCCAGAUAGUAAUCAGUCAUUGCCUACAAACUCUAUGUCCUCGCCCACCAUCUCCACUUCUGUCAUCUCUCCCACGUCUCUUCCUUCAGUGAUACUGGCCCCAAAUCGUAUUCCUGCAUCAACAGCUGGCUCUGUGAGUUCAGUCAUCUCCAGUCCCAUGGUGCCAUUACAGCCCACACAGCCUCCCGAAAUUGUUGUAUUAGGAAAGACUGACCCUCAGUCGCCAACUUGCAGCUCCAUCUCCAACCCUCAAGUGUUAUCUUUACCCCAGGUGGUACCAUCGAUACAGGGCGUUCCAGUUUCUCAACUGAUGCAGCCUACAUCUGGAGCCACAGUGUCAUCUUGCCCCCAGCUUGUUCCAGUCUCCCCGGUCAAUCCACAGUUACCCCAAGUCUCCAUUCCUCAGUUUCAGACACAGACCUUGCACAUUGGUCCAAGACUUGCUCAAGCACAGCCCCAAAAUGGCUCCACCACACUAAGCACCAGUAGUGCUUUAUCACUCCCCCAGAUGGCUGAUGGACAUGUCACACAAGUGCUUACACCUCAGCUAGGAGAUGAAUCUACUUCAGCCACCCUUCCACAGAUACAGACUUCCAUGGGGACGCAAGUCAUUCCCAUCUCCUCCCCGACUCAAGUCGUUCCUAUAUCCCAACCCAAAGACUCAGGCCAGCCUCAGCUGGUCCCCCUGUCACUGCCUCAACUUAUGCCUGUGUCAUCUAUUGCGGGAACUCCAACUGGAACCUUCUCCUUCCCUCAGGUGGUCCCAGCAACACCAUCUCUUUCCAUUCCGUCCCCUGGAGGUGCUUUCCAGAUUCUGACAUCUGGAGCUGGAACAGGAUUGAGUGUUGCCCAGGGACCGAUACGCCUUAGCCCAAUAGGGCCUCCUCAGAGUGUCCCAACUGGAACCAUCCCAGGAGUUCAGCUUCUCAACUCUGGGGUGAUUCAGCUGCCUUCUGCCUCUCCAGGCAACUUCCUCUUAGCAGGUGGCAUUGGGAGCAGCCCCAUCCUAAGUGUUCAAAACGGCAAACUCAUCCUUACAAUCCCAGCUGGCAUCCAGUUUGCAAGCAUGCCUGUCAAGUCCGUCCCAGACAAUUCGGUCUCGAGCAACAGUACCCUUGAUCUCCAACCCUCAGCUGUACAUCCACUUGAGAAUCAACCAGCACCUUUACUCACUGCUCAAACCUCAAAUUCACUACAACCAUCUCAUUUGGGAUUUGUUGGCUCCUCUACACUUUACUGCAGCCCUGAGCCAGGGACCAUUGCCAACCCAACCCCAGGAGCCUCUCCUAACACCCCAGACUCAUCCAGCACUCCCACUCCUACAGGCGUCCUACAAUCCCAGCAGACCCUUAGCCCUGAUAGCAUGCUACCACUCAGUCCGAUCUGUAGCGGUGUGGCAACUGGGCCCCACCUCUCCCAGCCAGCCUGGAGCCCUGUCCCACUGUCUUCCUCUGCUGGUCUGACAUUAUUUGACAUGCGUGGGAAAGGGGAUCUUCCAGAGGACCCUGCUUUGUUAGGCCUGCCAGGAGGAGAGUCCCUCCUGUUGGGCACUCCUCCGGGUGAGGAUGUGGAGAGAGAUUCUCAGCUGGAUGAAGUGGAGGACAUGGACGGGGACUCGAAAAUCCUUACACAACUGCAGUCUGUCCCUGUGGAUGAUGACCUGGGUUUGUAAUUAUCAGUUCUGCUAGAUGCAGUUCAUGUUAAAUCUCAGCCUGGUUAGAGUUGCAUUCAACCAUGUCCCUGAAGCGAGAGGAACUAUGAUUUAUGACCUCAGAGGUUUGAGUCUUUCCUCACCUUUCCUUAAAUAGUGGAAGUAUUCAAUCUAAUAACUUUGUUGGAAAGAACCUCUCUCUCUUAUAUUUUGAAUUCAUCUGUGGAAACAAUGUAUUCAGCAAGGGCAUGACUAGAGGUUCAGUAGAGGAAAAGGCACAGCCAUUUUGUCAGAGAUGACAUUUGUAUAACCAAUAUUCACCUCUAGGAAUCUAAGUUUGCGUCUACAUGUUAGCCCUGAUUUUGAUGAAACACAGCUUGUGGCUUGUACAAGGGCUACCAUGGCUACCUAAGUGGUAAAAAAGGCACUAAUAUGUAAAAGGCAAUCAAGAUUGUUUUAUCUGGGAGUGAAGAGCAUGCGGGAAUGCCUUCUUUUGUGCCUUACGUUUUUGUUACUUCUCAGUUUUAUAGAUAAAAUGACUCUGAACAGAACUUUUAUCAUUUUAAGAAUAAAAGUCAUAUUUGGUUUUCCUCCUAGAGACAAUGAAAUAGAGGUAAAUACAUGUGUAUGCUUGGUAUCCUGGUGUGAAAUGGGUCUGAACAUGAGCUAGGCAUUGGGAGGUUUACUUCACACAUCCUGUACAGGUGGCUCAUAAAGAUCCCUAGAUGCACCAGCAGCACCCUGCAUUGGGAGAAGGAAAUCUGAUAAAACGGUUCAGUAAACUCACAGCACUGGGUGGAAGAUGAGACUCGGUUGACAAACUAACCUUAAAAUGUGCCUGUCACAACUGCAUUGGACAUACUACAUGCAAAGGCUCGGUUCAGGUGCUGUUUUAAUUGAUUUUCUUUAACAUUGAAUUGGCCUAGGUGAGUGGAUGGUACAUGUAUCAGAUUUGUGGAUGGCAGGAUGCUUGGAAUUUGAACAUACUUUGAACAUGCAGUGAAGCACUCUUACCAUUUUUGUUGUUUUUAUAUUCUGUGUAUACAGUAAGUUCAUGAUGGUGCACUAAGCUGACCAUGGACAUCCUGUAUGUUUUGAUAUGACAGAUAAUUGACAUUGGUUUCCGUAGAUUAACCAUUGAGCUUUACCCAAGCAUUCCAGCUAAUUACUAUGAAACUGUAUAAACAUAUAUAUAGGCUCUAGUGUUUGAAGGGAAUUGAAGUACUGAAUAUUAGUCUAUGCAACUGUUCUGCAUGAUAACUGAACCCUAAGAUUUGUUUACUGUUAAAAACAGCCACUUCUUACACUACAGAUCUAACAUGUACAUGUACAGUGAAAUGUUUCUCUUUUUUUUUUCCUCUUUAUGUUUUUCACUUGUCCUGUUUUUCCUAUCUUUUUAUAUUUUGAAAUCAAAUAUUUUAAUUAUAGGAUUUCCACAUAGCUACAGGAAACGUCUGUCUUUUUUAUUCACCUAAUUCUAAUCAGAUGCAAUUUAGACUAGGUGAUUCAAAGCUACAAGUAUGACUUUUUCAACACCGGUCAUUAACACCACCUGACUGAUUGCUUAAUGCAGAGAACAGCUCUGUAUGUUUUGCACAUUUUAGUUUUUAUUCAUGAAGCAUUUACAUUUCUUCUCUGGCCCUACAAAAUUUGGUGCUAUUUUUAAACCAUUCAACUGUACAUUUAAGGCUUUUGUGGAAUAUUAGGCCUGUGAGAUUUUGACAUUUUUCAUUGGUGCACAGUAAUCACUCUGUGUUAACUCUAGCCUUAAGUAUACCUGUCUUUUUAUGUCUGUUUUUUGUUUUUAACAAUAUUUAAUGCAUUUAUCAAUCAUUUUUGGGUCAUUCUAUGAUAACCUUAAAGCUGUUUCCCUCAUUCUAUCUUAGGUUUACACUCCAUUUUGUGGUAUAACACAAGUGAUUUUGCUUUGUGUAGCGUCUUUGUAUUUCACAUUCAUGUUACAUAGUUGUUGUAUUGACUUGCCAAAGGUUUUUUUUUUUUCUUUUUUCUUCUUCUGCUUUUUUCCCCUCAAGCACCUGGACAAUAUUUUAACUUUUUGGAAAGUAAGGGAAUGUGUGCGUGUGUGUAUGUGUUUGUCCCCGAGUAUUGCUAUUACUCUUCCAGAAUGUAAUGAUUAUUAUUAUGUUAAUGCACAUGUAUUUUAGUCAGUAGAGUUAUAUUUGUUUUUUUGUUUUUGUUUUUUUCUGUUCACUUUUUAAUACUUUUGCUUCAUAUUCAUGUACAAACAGAAAAAUAUGCAGCUGAUCAAACCAAAGACUUUUUUUUUUUUUGUGAUAUAUUCAAAGGGAGUUUUUGUCCUCAUUGUAAACAACAUCUCUUUUUAUAGAGAUGUGUUUUGUAUCGUAUAGUUAUUUUAUUUUUUAUAUUCCAUUUUAUUGUGAUAUGUAAUAAACAUAUAUGCUACCUGAA
Molecule: messenger RNA, 5456 nt
Organism: Ctenopharyngodon idella (grass carp)
Lineage: Eukaryota; Metazoa; Chordata; Actinopteri; Cypriniformes; Xenocyprididae
Gene: six5
Product: SIX homeobox 5
Exons: 3
Coding region: 30-3047 (1005 amino acids)
Biological process (GO): regulation of transcription by RNA polymerase II
Cellular component (GO): nucleus; transcription regulator complex
Molecular function (GO): RNA polymerase II cis-regulatory region sequence-specific DNA binding; DNA-binding transcription factor activity, RNA polymerase II-specific
Source: RefSeq, a predicted model, not a curated record